Molecule: messenger RNA, 7936 nt
Organism: Anolis sagrei ordinatus
Lineage: Eukaryota; Metazoa; Chordata; Lepidosauria; Squamata; Anolidae
Source: RefSeq, a predicted model, not a curated record
GGCUGCAAGACGCCUUGAGGGAGAUGAAUGAGGGAGAGGCGGUUGAGGGAGAUGAGAGAGAGAGGAGGGAUUAUCGCCUUUAAGCAGUUUCCACCUGGCUUGGAGGGAAGGAGGGAGGGAAAAGGAGGAGAAGGAGCGGGCCAGGCUGAGGGGGAGGAGGAGGAAGCAUAGAGUGAGUUGCAGGAAGGAAAGAAGGCUGGCAGCACAGUCGCCAUGACCUCCAGAAGGUGCCCUGGGCGCAGGAGGAAAAAAACAGAAUUUCCCUCCAAGAGAGUGACAACAAGAGAAGAACUUGUGUUAAGAGAGCCAUUUUCUGAAAGUGAGAGAUCUUUAAAAUCAGAAGACAACUUGAACAGGAAAGACAAACUCAUCCAAAAACUGCAAUCAGAGAUUGAAUAUUUGAAAACAAAAAAUCUUGACUUGGAAAAGCAUGUUAAGAAACUGCUUGAUAGUAAAGCGGAGGCAACGACUCAGGUGGAUGAUUUGGCUUCUAAGAAUGAAUAUCUGCACAAAGAACUUGCUCAUGUAGACAAAGUAGCAGAACGGCUGGAAAAAGAGAAAGAAUUUGCAUUAGAAAGUGCUGACCAAGAAGUUUCAGAAGCUAAGUCUCAGAUUAAAUGCCAACAAAAUACUAUACGGAAGUUGGAACAUACAAUCAGCCUCCUCAGAACUGUUAUCUUGAACACUGGAAAAUCACAAGAGAGCUCUCCCUCAAAGCUUACAAACGGUAUUAAGACAGUAGAAGAAGAACGAGAUCAUUAUAAAACUGAAACUGAACAUUUGACGAAAAUGCUCCGAAGCACAUCUCUAAGUCCUAAACGCAAAUCCUUUUGUUCUGCUUCAAAGACUUCCUCCCCCGUUCAGGGGAGUCAUUCUGAUCAAGAAUUUCUGCACAUCUUGAAAGACUGUGAAGAAUAUAAGGCUAUGCUAGAAAAAUAUGAACGUCAUGUUGCAGAAAUUCAGGGUAACAUCAAGGUUCUCACAGCAGAAAGAGACAAAGUGCUCCACCUUUAUGGCGAGGCACAAGAAGAAAUAAGUCAACUGCGAAGAGAAGCAAUCAGAAUCCCCAAAGCAUCUAAAACUGCAAUCACUACCCAGGCUGUUUUAAGACGAGUGGAAACAGAAAGGGAUACAGUUAUUUCUGAUUUCCGAAGGAUGUCCACAGAACGUGAUAGCUUAAGAGAGAGGUUAAAGAUUGCCCAGGACACAGCAUUUAAUGAGAAGGCUCACCUGGAACAGAGAAUUGAGGAGUUGCAGUUAAAUGUUCAGAGUCUUGAUAAAGAACGGUUAGAACAGAUAUCAAAGAUGUCUUUGAUGAAGGAGACUAUCGAGUCUGUGGAAAUGGAGAUGAAAAUAUUGGCAAGAAGAGCAAUGGAUUUUGAAAGUGAGCUAAACAGACAAAAAACAGCAAAUGUUUCAUUGAGCAAAUUGAAUGAAAAAACAGAGCAUAGCCUUUCAGAGGCUCAACGACAACUUUCAAAGAAAAAAUACGAACUACAACUAAUUCAAGAGAAAAUUAUGUGCCUAGAUGAAAAAAUUGAAAAACUUUCAAAAGAAAACCUUGCUCAACAUGAAGAUAUGUGUACACUCAAUGAAACGAUAACUGAACUAGAAUCAGAAAAAGAAUCGUUACAAGACCUUCUGGAAGAAAAAUCAGAGAAAACUGCCACCCUUGAAGAAAGCUUGAGCAAUAAAGAAAAAACCAUUUCAGAUUUGAAAUGCAUACUUUCUGAUAUGGAGCAUUCAUCAACGCAUUCUACUGAAGCACUACGCCAAUAUGAGCAGGAUAUUACUAGACUACAUGAGCUGCUUGAUGAUGCUAAUAAUGAACUUACUCAGAUUGGCAGGGAAAAGGAGGCUUCCAUUCAAGAAAAUGAAAGGCUACAGGAAGAACUGUAUGGUUUUAAGCAGGAAAACCAGAUUCUUCAUCAAAAACUCAAUAAAUGUCAAAAUGAACUUGAUGAAGUGAAGUUGAAAACUGAAGAUUGGCAUACUGAUAUUGCCAGACUGAAGAGCAUACUGAACGCUAAAGAGAUAGAAUAUCAUGAUCUUUUGGAGAAUUGCCGCAGGACCAAUGAACAGGCAGAAAAAUGGGAAACAAAAUUCCACCAAAUAGAAGCUGAUUACAAUUCUGUGCGACAUGAAUUUCUCAGUGUAGAGUCUGAGAAUGACAGAUUGAAAGAACGAACAGAUUCUCUUGAAACAGAGAUUGAGCAACAUUUAGUAUCCGAAAAAGCCUACAAAUCACAGAUUUCUACUUUAGGCAAGUCUCUUGUGAAAAUGGAGGAGGAACUUCACAAAUCUCAGUUGGAAAAAGUUUCUAUACUCUCAGAUCUGACAUCUACGCGAGAACUCUGCAUUAAAUUGGACACCAGCAAAGAAUUAUUAACCCGGCAGUUAAAUAGUGCAACACAAGAAGUUGAAAAAUAUCAAAAUGAAUGGGAAACAUCUGAAUCAGAAAUAGAGCUCCUCAGAAAACAACUUACUAAUGAAAGAAUCUCAAUUAAAAAUCUGGAAACACUGAUAGCCUCCAACAGAGAAAACGAAUUUCAAUCUCAGAUAAUAAACCAAGAAAAGAAUUCUGAAAUACAACUUCUUAAAGAACAGCUUUCUCUGGCUGAAAACAAAAUGGAGCGUGCAGUCCAAGAACUUCGGCGCCAAAGUCUUACAGCUUCAUACCACUUAUCAUCAACAAUAAAAUCAUCAUCGCCUGAACGUUGCCGGCAUUGGUCUCCUGACAGGACUCUGGACAGAUCUUUGGAAGGUGACUCCCAUAUGAGUUCAGCAAGGACAAUGGAGGCCAAACUACAGGAACAUGAAGGAUUUGGCGAGGAAAAUUCAGGAAAGAAGAAGUCUAAAUUUAAAUCUAUCAAAAAAUUCUUUGGGAAAAGGAAAAGGAAGGAGGUGCUAUCAAUUUCAGAAAGUGGCAACCUGAAACCGUGUCAGUCUGCAAGCGAUGUCACAGCGUCACAGGCCACCCAUAUGGAUUAUGAUUCUGAAGAUGAACUUGAGAUACACAGAAGCACUAUGGGAAGCAGAGCCCUGUCCCAUGACAGCAUUUUCAUUCCAGAACCUACACAAGAGCCUGCUGGGCCAGUCCGGGUGUUUUCACAGGAAAAUGUUUCAGAUCGAAUUAGAGCUUUGCAGUUGAAACUCCAGCAGAAUUGGAAACCAGGUAUCCCAUAUCCAUCUGGAAUCCCUUCAAAGAGAGUGGAUGACGCUGGGAUGAACUCAGAAGAUGAUGGAUUACCCAGAAGUCCACCAGAAACAUCUUUGUUACAGGAAAUUCUAAAUUCUAGCACAGCAAAGUUUUCUGACUCUCACAAGCAUCUUAGCUCUUUGAGUUUAGCUGGAACAGGCAGCGAAGAAGAAGAACAGGUUAUUUCAAGUCCUUUGGGAUUUCAUUCUGCAGAGAGCCAGCUAUUUCCCCAGGAGCCAAAUUCUAAAAUUAUAACACUGAGAACAUCUGAUUGCAGUCUCUCGCCUCCUGCUGAUUUUGACACUCCACCUGAGUUCUCUUCUUGCUUGGAUAAUUCGGCUGCCAAGCACAAGCUUUUAGUAAAGCCAAGGAACCAGAGAUCUAGCCGAACAAGAAGACCUCCUUUGAGGAGCCUAUCAACAUCUCAAAAUGAGUUGAGCAGCACUCUUGAACAAGAUGAAAGUGAAGGGAAUGAAAUGGUGCCUGAACUGAUCAGUGAAAGAAAGGAACCAGCAGAGCCUCCAUCUGAGAUUACAUAUGGCCAGCCACCUGAAAUAUCAAUGGAUUUUCACCAUAACUUAACUCCCCAAGAUGGAGAUAUAUGCAUUCUGCCACCCAUUACUGACUUGGAUUUACUGCUCAAUGAAUAUAAUCUAGAGGACUAUUCAACUAUGGAGGAGUUAUCACCAUUAUCUUCACCUUCUGCCUCCAAAGAAGAUACAGCUAUCCUGUAUCUUACUCCAAACCAAGAAAAAGAGCAGUCAGGGCCAGCAAAAGUAUCAUCUGGGGAUAUACACAGUAUUUUACACCAAGAAAGUAAGCAGAAUUGUGAAACAUCAUCAAAAAAUGAUAGGAAUGUCAUAGUUCAAAAUGAAUUGAUCCCUUCUUUAGACAGAACGGAAAAAACAGCUCUGAAGGAUCCUAAAGCACUUUUGGAGGAAAUCUGUAAUAAGGGAACGGCAAAAAAAUCUCCUUCAUUGACCAAUUAUGUCAGUGUUUCACCAAAAAAUACUUUCCACUCCACAAGUUUGCCCUAUCAUGAAGACAACAGUAUCAACAAAAUGCCAUGUACAGUCUCAUCACCACAGAUGAAGAGGCCUUCUCCCUUGACUCCAGACGCAAUGAAACGAAUCCAGAAGGAACCUGAAUCUGAUAAAGAAACCCAUUACGUGGCAAUAUCUGGCCGAUUAGUUUUGGGAGAGAAAGAGGAGAAAGAAGGCAGCGAACUCUACAGUUUAAGAAAAUUUUCUGUUUCAUCAGCGCGGGGGAGGCCGAGGACUAGCAGCUUGAAUAUGAAGGAAACUUUAGAAAGUGAGAAUCCCUUGGUCACAAAGAGCUUACAGUUGAAAACAAAAAGCUCCUUAAAUAAUGAUGUGGAUACGAAUUCACAUAUGGAUUGUUUUCAAGAGAAAACAAGGCUCACAAAGAAACCGGCAUCCGAAUCUGAACCACAAUUAGAAAUGGUUGAAGGAGCGACAGACAGAGUAGUGGCUGUCUCACAACCCCAGUCCAUAGAUUCAAAACCAGUAAUGAGUAAGACUUCCUCUGGUCUUCCACAGCAAUCAAGUGUUGGCCAGACGAGUUAUGAAGACAAAAAUCCCUUUCAAGUCAAACUUAGAUCCACAUCUUUAUCGCUGAAACACAGGGAUGGCUUCAUACCGGAGUCAAAGGAAACUAAAAGAUACAGCGCAGAAUGUAGUUUAGAAAAAGAGGUACUGCCUGUGUCUUCACCAAAAGGUGAAAAAGCAGAGGUCAGGAAGACAUCAGAUGUAAAUACCAAUAAUUUUUCAAAUGAUGGACUUAAAAUUAAAACAAAGAUCUCUGAGCAGGGAACCACAAAGCCUCCAUUGCCGAGGAAGCCCGCUUUGCAACAUUUCAUCAUUAGUGGCACAAAUACAGUCACUGAAAAGCAGGAAAAACUCAACAAAUAUUCUGAAUUAAAAAAUGAAGAGAAAGAUUCGGAGAAGAAACAGAGUCCUGUUGAAGUGCAUGAAAAAAGUGUACCAUCACAUGGGAUUUUUGUCGAUGCUGCAAGAACAACUGAAACCCAAACCAUGCCAGCCUGGAUUUCUAUAGCAAAACAAAAGCAGAAGGCCAUUGAACAGGAGCUUAGCAAAGAAGACAAACCAGUGGUUCAGGAAGAGAAGACAGAUUCAGAGAGGCAAAUUCAAGAGAAUGAGGGAGUGGAGGAAGCAGUGAGGCAACAGCUAGAUUACACCCGGACCACAUUUUCACCUUUUCCACCAACUGUUUCCUCUGAAAAGCAGAAGAAAGAGACAAAGUUGGAGACACCAGAGUUUUCGCCUAAAACCAACAUGCUGUCACAUCAUAGUCCUGUUCAGUCUUCACUAGUGCCAACUGAAAAAGAAGACACAAAGCCACUGAAGAAAAUCAGUCAUUCAGAUCAACCCUCCUGGAUGGAACUUGCAAAAAAGAAGUCUCAAGCUUGGAGCGAUAUGCCGCAGAGGAUAAAGUAGAGCAAGAGCUUUCUACCCGUUGUUAAUGCUAUUUAAGGAAAUGUAUCAGACUAUGUUAACUGAAUGGAUAUAGAUCAGUUAAUUGUCAUUAAAACUAUGGCACGUCAAAUACAUCAUGCAUUCAAGAAAUGUAUAUGAAAUGUUGGUUAUACAUUUGUGUGUUUAUCCUGCUCUAAUAGUGAGGACAGUGCUCAAAAACUGCUUCAGAUAUUUACUCAUGUCUUUGAGAAAAGUACUUAAUGUCGUGCAUAUGCAAAACAAAGUGCCCUUAUGGUGUGGAGCUUACGGAAAAUUAAAAGCAGGUAGUGCUUUUUGCUACUAAAGGUAGGGAUGGAGAUGGAGUGAUGGGACAGCCACUGACUGUUGUGGUCUAUUUGGUCACCACUCCUAUUCCCCUUCUCCCCACAUAAAUGUCAACACACAAGGGGCUCAAAAGGAGACAAGAAGCUUCCAUGCAGUCCUUCCACUGCCCCUUCGCAACAUUAAGAAAGAAAAGGGACUUGCACUGGAAAACACUCCAUUCACUUGGACUGUAUCACAGGGAUAUUCUGUUAUGUUUGGUUCCCUUCUAGAUUAGGCAAUGAGGGUUGGAGGUGGGAACGCUCUCUUAAUCUAGCCGUACCAUCUGAACACCCUCAUGAUCUAUAAUCUUAUGAGUUGACAAUUUCCUCUGUAUCCAUGCCAAGAAUUAGAAUACCAAUUAGGACGAGGGUUUUGUUUAGCCAUGCCCUUUUCUAAUUUAUAAACCUGGGUUCAUGCUGACCUCUUUUUCUGCUGGGAAACUUGUCAACAUCCAUAAUACGGAAGGACAGCCUUAAUAGCCUGCCAGCGGUUAUACCCAGUUAUAAAGAUUGUCAUUUGUCCAAUUUCAUGGAUAUAAUAUUGCAGCAGAAAAUUAGAGAGAAAAUUGGUUGGCAUUGCUUCCUUCCCUAAGUGCACUGUUGAGCCUGUCAGAGUCCAUAAAUAAAUACAUUUUGACUGCAUUCAGGGUCAAAUGGAACAGACAAUCCAUUUCCUGUAAAGGCAAAAGGAAAGAAGUGGGCAUUUAUCGGCUUGCUAUAUCCAAGUUUAAAAAGUGACUCUUGCAGGUUUUAUCUGACAGAGAAAGAAGUGACAUGUUGUUCACCUUCAGUAUUAGUCAUGGGCCCGAAAUUUGUCCCAUUCAUUUCAUUUGUGAUUCCAUUUCGGAAAGGCCCCUCCUGAAAUGGAAAUGCAAUUGAUACAAAAGGCAGACAGGCCUCCUUUUUGGAUCAAUUGUAUGAGACCUGGCAGGGCCUGCUGCCAAGCGCGGAGUAAGCACUGGCACUUGGCUGCAGGCUCUGUGUGGCCUGGGUGCAUAGGCCCAAAGCCUGCACUUAUAGGCCCAGGCACGUUAGGCCAACGGGUGAAAUCCCACCCCCACCCCAAUAAUGGGCCAAAAGAAAAUUGAUAUUUUGGCCCCAUAAACGAAAAACACAUAUCUGACCUCAGAAUUUCAGGAGGCUCAGAUGAAAAAGGAUCGGGGGGCCUGCCAAAAGCGGGAACAUGAAACGGAUCAAGGUAAUUUCCGAAUGCACAUGACUAUUCAGUAUACAUUGAAGGACUUGGCAAAAGUAGUCUUGUUGGCCCUCAUGGGGAGAAAAGAUCCAAAACCAUUCAUACGAGGGCAAUAACUUUAUUAAUUUAACCAAAGUGUUGCAAAAGAGUCUACAAACCUUUAAAAGAUCCAGAACGUUACAUCUAGCAAGGUGGUCAACAGGUAAAGGGACAGGAAGAGUCAGCAGAUGUGGAAACCAUGGCGUCUUCCUUUGGUUUCAGUUUAAGAUAAAAAUGGGAAGAGAUAGUAGUGGAUAUUUAGAAAUACAUUCUGUGGGUAACAGAUACAUAUUAACUCUAAUAUGGAGUAAAGCACAAAACAAAAAUUGAACUGAGAGCACCACUGAUUCUAAAUAGAUCUAUACUAUGUACAUUUCAUUGUGCUUUAUGGUUUUAAAACAAUAUCAUAAAUGCUUUCUAGAUUUCAUACUUGCCCCAUGGCCAUUUUGCUUCAUAUAAUGCUAUCUUAUUUAAUCCUAGCUUCCAUCUCUUUAAUCCUGCAUAGGAAAGUCAUGUUUACUUGGUAAUAAAUCCUACAAGGUUACAUAGGGCACAUUACCUAACCUCUCAUACUUGUGUUUAGAUAUGAAGUUUUAACUGUCUCAACUAAAUUAUUUUCAGUGUUGUAUCCUAUGUACUGUAUAAGGAAUUGUAAUAAACCAUCUAAGUCUAGAAUUCCUUGCAA